Molecule: messenger RNA, 7591 nt
Organism: Maniola jurtina (meadow brown)
Lineage: Eukaryota; Metazoa; Arthropoda; Insecta; Lepidoptera; Nymphalidae
Gene: Snoo
Product: ski oncogene
Exons: 2
Coding region: 209-1501 (430 amino acids)
Biological process (GO): negative regulation of BMP signaling pathway
Cellular component (GO): nucleus
Molecular function (GO): RNA polymerase II cis-regulatory region sequence-specific DNA binding; DNA-binding transcription factor activity, RNA polymerase II-specific; SMAD binding
Source: RefSeq, a predicted model, not a curated record
CUGCUGCUUUGACUGCGCCGCGCGCCGCGCCUCGCCCCGCGCCCGCAAUACGUCGCCGACCGACGCGGACGCUCGACGUGCCGAGCGCUAGUGCGGUGCCAGUGAAGACGCGGAGUGGAGACGCAGAGAUCGAGCCGCUCGCUCGGACGUGGAUCGCGGCGGCGGGCAUGGCCGCGCCGCGCUGAGGCGGGGCCCGCGCUCGCCCGCCAUGGAGGCCGUGGCGCCGCACAUCAGCUCCGUGCUGCGCACGUACCAGGCCAGCGCGCCGCGCUCGCUGCAGGGCCCGGGCGGGGCGCUGCGCGCGCCGCCGCCGCCGCCGCCGCGCGCCGCGCCGCCCAUCCCGCUGGGCCCGGCCGCCGACGCGCUGGGCGCGCGCGGCGAGACGGCGCUGGAGGGCGAGCCCGUGGCGUGCUUCAGCGUGGGCGGCGAGCGGCGCCUGUGCCUGCCGCAGAUCCUCACCUCGGUGCUGACGGACUUCACGCUGGAGCAGAUCAACCGCGUGUGCGACGUGCUGCAGAUCUACUGCUCGCGCUGCACGCCCGAGCAGCUGCACGAGCUGAAGGCGGAGGGCGUGCUGCCGCGCUCGGCGCCGUCGUGCGGCCUCAUCACGCAGACGGACGCGGAGCGCCUGUGCGCCGCGCUACUGCACGCGCCGCGCGCCGCGCCACGCAAGCUGGCCGGCUUCCGCGUGUACCACGAGUGCUUCGGCGGCGCGCGCGGCGUGUGCGCGGCGGCCGCGGGGCUGGUGCAGUGCGCCGAGUGCCGUGGCGUGUUCGCGCCGCGCCGCUUCGUGGCGCACUCGCACGCCACGGAGCACCGCACGUGCCACUGGGGCUUCGACUCGUCGCGCUGGCGCCGCUUUCUGCUGCUGGCGGACGACGAACCCGAGCCCGACAAGUGCGCCGCGCUGCUCGACGAGCUGGCCGAGCGCGAGGCGCAGGAGCCGCCGCCGCCGCCGCUCCCGGUGCCACUCAAACGGAAACAGGUUGUGGAGACGGUGGUGUGCAAGCCUGAGCCAGCAGAGUCCCCUCCAAAGAAAGCCAGGAGUGAAGACUAUAGCUACGCGAUAUAUCUCGACCCCUAUGCGCAUCUGCGAUACAGAACAGUGCCUGCCUUCAGGCCCUGGGGAAAGAGAGAACCAGAGUUACAGCAUCCAGAAAGAGUUGUCCGCGUGGCAGAUUGCACUAGGUUCGAGCAAGACUUCCAGCCAAAUGUAGCUUUAAAACCACUAACACCCCCUGUAGAUGACGUUACAUCGUCUACGUCCCCUCCGCCCUCGGAUCCAGAACUAACAGCGCGGCUGCUAGACGCAGAAGCCAGGUUGUCGGAAAGAGAACGACAGCUGAACGAAAGAGAAGAGGAACUGGCGCGGCGUGAAGUGAACCUUCAGGAAAGAGAAAGGGAGAUAGAACGACGAGAGCGAGCCUUAGAAGAGAGGAUAGAAACGAAGCAAGAACCGUACUCUUCUCCAGCCGAGGAUCCCGAACGCCCGCCGUGUUGACCAACGCGAGUGAUCGUCAGGUUACGAUUCAAGUGAAAGUGAUGAACGCUAAGACAUUGCGUCUUCAGAGUACAAAAUGGUGAAAGAAUUGAGGUUUAAUGACGUGCCGCCGCGCCGUGUAAAUAUGCCUACAUUUAAAAAACUUUUUCAAAUCUUUGAUAUAUUAUUAUUAUUGUUAAUCUGUGACAGCUGUUGCGAUGCGAUAAGGUUUUAUGAAACUCUAUUGUCUAAGGUUUGAUCAAAUUGAAUUUACAGAUGAUGAUGUUAAAAAAAUGCUGCUGGAUACAGAUACAAAACUUGUACAUAAUCAUUGAAGUACAGUUUAUUGAAUUUAUAAGUUUUUUUACAUAAUUUACAGAUUGACCUUGUAGUCUUUUUUAAUGUGUGCCAUUCUGAAGGUACUGCUGUUACCUUUUUUGUAUAACCUCAUCUCUGCUUUUCAAUAAUAACAUAAUACUCACGUAAUAUAAAUAAAUAAAAUAGUUUUUAAAUCCUACAACCAUAAGCAUAAUUUAUACAGGGUUAUUUUUAAGUUUUAACGUACGAUUAGGUAUUGUGUUCACCUACCCUAUUAUUUUUCUUUCUUGUUACCAUUUAGAAUACAGACAGACAUAUUAAAUUGAUUCAAUAUUCAUAAUCCAUAGUCCGUAGUGAAGAAACAUUUAAUAUGUAUGAAAUAACUCUGUAUAAAAACCUCAGUUAUACCAAAUAACAUAAAAUAAUAGUUUUUUUGUAAUUCACUUAUCUAUUUGCAUAAAUUCAUAACCAUAUUAUGGCUUACCUUUGAUGGUUGUUUCGGAUGUUGGAACAGAGUUCAAGAAUCAAGUGGAAUCAAUAUUUGGAAUUCUCGAUGAAUUGUGACUAUGAUGUAUUGCAAAUUCAUAAUUAUUACACGUUACGAUGUAUAUAAGCUAAAUUCAUGCGUAAAAGCCCUAGACAAUGUCUUCGUUAAAGUUAAUGCAGGUCGGCCUAAGAAAUGUUCGUAAGUAAGCCCUAUACAAAAUAUAGAGUAAAAUCGCUUAGAAUAAUAUGUUUAUUACAAAGCUGUCAUAAUAUUAAUUAAGGGUUAUAAGACUUAUAGCCCGUGUUCUACCUCAUUGUAUAUAAAAUAUUUGGCUAAAAUAAGAAAACGUAAGCUUUUCAAGGUUUCAGUACCUAAUUUCGAGUCUGGACUUCGGAGCAAUAAUAAUUGAAAAAAAAAAGAAAAAACAGUGUGCAUAAUCACUGCCUGAAUAAAUCUAUUAGGUAAUGAUUUUUCUGUCUAUAUUCUAUUAUAUGUAGAAUUUUUACUAAUAUAUUUUGAGAAAAACUCGGUUGUAAAUCUUCGGCAUUAUGACAUUUAGCCUUAGUCUUACAUCACAAUUUAAAAUGUUUUAAGUAGGCCAAAAUGGAGUUUUAGCAUUUUCUAUUUUACUUUGAUGGUUUUAUCCAACUAAAUAUUAUAUAGUUUUUCAUAACCUUUGCCAGUAAGAGUGCAUUUUUUAUUUUUUUUGCGGUCACGCAACAUUUUUACGUACCUAAUACGUAACUUUCUCGUUGCAAAAAGCAACUUGUGAUUUUCUUAGCUGUUUUUAGAAGCCUUAAUUUUGACGUAAUGUGAUCAUGAUCAAUGUGAUCGUUAGAUGUUAUUGUAAAUUGUCCUAUUCAUAACCGAUUUAAUCGACUUAAUUUUUUAUUAGUUAAAUAAUGGUUAUGAAUAACGGGGCUACAUAAAUAUAGGUUGAGUCGCAAUCUGUGAAAUUUAUCGAAUUAAAUUUUCGAUUUUUUUAUUGUUCAAAUCUAAUAUGGUGGCUUUCGCGCCAUUCCGGUUUACCCGGUAAUGUCUCGGGCAUAGAUUAUAGAAAUGUGAAAUGAGAUUUCACUUUUUGGAAGUGACUGUUUUAUAUUUUGGCAAAGCUCAAACGUGUAUAGACAAUGUUUUUUUCUUGGAUAUAUAUAAUUCCUUUCAGAGUGCUGUUAAGUUGUAGAUCGUUAGUCGUUAUACGGUAUUUCAUUUCUAGAUAAGAUUGUAUCUCUAGUCAAGAGACUUUUCGAAAAAAAAAUUACCAUUUUACUUUUUAAUAAUACUUAUAUAUUAUUCACAUAGGUACCACAGACGAGUGUAAUAUGAGUAACUUAUUUUAAACAAUAGAAUUAGAUACAUACUGUAUGCCCGUAUGUGUAACAUAUAAGACAUAGUAUAUAUAAUAUAUAUGAUAAUAAUUAUUAUGAAACUUUUCUGUCAGUACCGUUACUGAAUCACGUAUUUUGGUGCUAUAAUAAUUUUUGGCUUGGCUAACCUAGUGGUUAAUUGUAAAUAUUAUAAUAUAAUUUGAUUAUUUAUUGGCAACUAUGUUGUUUAUGUAGCGGUUUUCAAAGGACAGUUGUUUUAAAUAUACUUAUUUUUUUUUAUUCUACUUUAUAUAUGUUUUAGUUUUCUGAAAUGGCUUAGCCAUUUUUUUAAGAAUUACGAAAUAAAUAAAUACAAGACUACAAGUGUAUGAAAUAUUCGAAUUUUGGCUUGUGUUACCAGCAACGUAUAUAUAUAUUAUGUCCAAACUAUUAUACAUAAAUCUAUAAAUAAACAUUUUAUGGAACUUUCUUAGCUGCUAAAUGAUAUUCCAAUGUAUAAAAGAUAAAAGUUGUCACGAAAUUUAGUUUUUAAUUUCAAUGGAAAUUUAGUUAAAUUAUAAACGUUGCCGAUAAUAAGUAAAAGCAAGUUUCCAGAAAAUAUGACUGUAGAUAUUAUACUCUUAAUUUCCAACUAAAAUAUAUUUAAUUUUGUGAAAUAAAAUAUGUUUCAUAUGCCGAACUUAAAGGUACACAGAGCAAUAAUGAGUAUACUUAGGUAAAAAUGACAGUAGACAUAUUCUUUUUUUGUUUUAUCAGCUAAGAAGUAUUUAUUUGCUAUCUUUUCACUAUUGAAAUUAAUGCUUAAUCCAUGUGUAGGUUGUAACUUGUAACAUAUUUUUUCGAUAGAAAAGUUUCAAUGUCCUCUCACACUCUCUUCAUAAAAUGGUGCUAAAUGCAAUGUUUGUUGGAAUAAUCGGAUUCGUCUUAUCAGUGGUAAAUUAUUCUGUUUACUUUUAUGGCUCCAAUUUGGAUAUAACUAACACUAUACUAUUUUUUAUUUUUUAUAAAAAUAGCGAGCAAACGAGCAGGCGAGUCACCUGAUGUUAAGUGAUUACCGCCGCCCAUGAACAUUUGCAGAACCUGAGGAACCGCCAAUGCGUUGCUGACCUUUCAGGAAUUUGUUUGUGCGCUUCUUGAAUAACACCAUCUUGUAAUCUAAUGGAAAUACCGCAGAGGGGAGUUGAUUCCACAGUUUGGAAAAAAGGACGCAAAACUAAUUUUAAUUUAGUGUAUCUUUUCUUUUCAUUUUAGUUUGUGUUUUAUUUCAAUCACAUUAGUUGAUUAUUGGCAAUAAAAAAUAAUAUUAAAAGUCGAUCGCAUAGUCGAUUAAUCGACAAUAACAAGUCGGGUGUUAACUAAUUUGUACUAAACCUUAGUUUAAUGUUGGUUUCUCAAAGUUUAGCUUGUCCGAAUCGAAGCCAGUUGUAAAUAUUUUAAGCUGAGAAAAUGUUAUUUGUUAUUUCUGCCAAGACUCUGUAGGUUGUAAAUCAAAAUAUUCUCUUUAUGAUUAUAAAGUAUUGGGAUUCGGGUAGCGAUGCAAAGUGAAUUUUUUUAUAUGGUAUACAAAAAUUUAGUUUCAAUUAACCCAGGCGUUUAUUUUGAAAUUUAAAAAAAUAAAUAAUGGAGAUAAUGGAUAACCAUCAGAUAAAGGAAUUCGUCGAUAUUCAAUUUAGAGAAAAGGUUUCUUUAGUACCUAUUUCCUAACCGACUCUAUCGAUAAUCACUUUUCCGGGAUUCUUCCAGAGUUCUAAAUGCGAUCUAUCAGAGUUCUAAUUUGUGAUUCUUUUAAACAGUUUUUUCUUUCAAAGCAACGCCAUAUUUCCUUUUACUUUUUACCUACUUACCUUUAAUAUUGUGGCUAAUUCCGUUGUAGACAAAUCUCUAAACUAAACUAAAAUGACACGUCUAAAAUUGUUAUCCCUUUCAUACUGUUGCCUGUGGAAAAGGAUAGCAUUUAUCUCUAAACUAAAAUGACACGUUUACAUUUAUUCCUAUCCCUUUCAUAUUGUUGCCGGCGGAAAAGGAUAGCACUAGAUUUAGACGUGUCAUUUUAGUUUAGAAAUUAGAAAUAUUGUGAUAAGAAAAUCGGUCACAAUGUCAGAUUUAUUUUAGCUUGGGUCCCAUUAGAAUAAAAAAAAAAUGUAGAGACAGUGAGAGUUCCAUGUAAAUGCUUACUUUAUAUAAUAUGGUACGACAACGUGAGCGAAUGUAAGGCUGUAAUAACCCUAAAAAUAGAUUAGGCGCCUAAAAACCCUAACUAGAACCUUUUAUCUACGUUUAUAGACAAUACACAUUUUUUUACGAAAAUGGUAGUAAUCUCGUCACAAUAUCUACAGUUGUUUUGAUUUUUUUAUCAUGAAAGUCGAAACUCAUUAAGAACAUCCUCUUGAACCUCUUUUUGGAUGUGGACAUUUUCAAAAUAAGUAUAGAAUACCUAAAGAAAAAAAUCAUGAAAGGUAAAAUUUAUUUUGGAUACUUAUUCCUAAUAUUUGUAAGAAUAAAAGUGAAGUAUUUUAUUAAAUUAUACUUACUGUUUAUUUAUUAAAAUGUUUUUAUCCUACCAUUGUAAAUUAAAUUUUAUUUAAAUAUUUUACAUAUUUUAGUACCACUAUUUAAUUUUUAGUCACUAAAAUAUUUUUUUUGUUAAUAAAGGACUAAAAUAAUAAUAAUUCUUUAAAUAUUUCAGCUCUAUUGUUAGGUAUUAAAUUAAAAUUUAAAGUAUGAACCAUCCUUAAAUUUACUUAAGUUUGGAUAAGACAUAUUAAGCAACUCUUUUACUUAUUUUCUGUGAAUUUUCGGUUGAAAUCAAUAGAACGCACUUUGACUUUGCUUAGACUUAAGUUUCAGUUAAAACGAGACAGAUUUAUGCCAGCGGUAUAACGCUGUCUCGUUUUAACAGUGUCUUAAGUCUGAGCAAAGUCAAAGUGUGCUCUUUAAAGCUCAACCUAACUCUUUUUAAAGAUUCUUUGGAGGUAUAGAGAAACCUACCUGUAAAAUCUCAAGUUUAAUACUAAAUAAAGACCUUUAAUUUAAAAAAAUAUACAUGAUAUCGGAUUUUAAAUCAAAUUUUAAUUUUAGUGUCGUAAACAUAUGAUAAAGGGUGUAGUGCUUCGGGGUUUUAGCGCAUUCGGUGAUUUGCCAGGGUAUGACAUACUCCUGUGAUCUCAAUGUGUGAAUGAUUAACCUUUGUAAGUUUUUGCUAAAGAAAACUGACAGUCGCAAAAUAUAACCCUCUUUUUAUUUUACGGUGCCGAUUUAGAUGGCAUUUCUCUAAACUGAAUUUAGUGGUUUUGCGUGUUUUAAUUAUUAUUUUUAACAAUAUGUUACAUUAAAAACUUACUGGUUUAAGCCUAUACAGACGCGAGCUUCUUUUUCACACAUUCGUUUCCUGUUUUGUCUCGCAAGCGUGUAGUAGCGAAUUAUGUCAAACUUGUCGAUGUCAUUAAUGUCCAGCCACAUCGCGAUGUUCAACGGCGUUUCCCGUUAAACGCAGAUGUACCUAACUACGAUCAACGUACAUCGGCAUUCACAUAAUGCUGUUUGUCGUUAGACGAUUUUAACCCCAAUUCAACUGACAUUAGACGUUAACCAUUCAAGUGUGGCCACUCAGUUUAACACGUUGAUUAUCGCGAUAAUUAUGGCGUUGUUGGGCAUUGAUGUUAACCUUAAUGUAGCCGCCACAUAACAACAGGCGUAAAAAAUGUCUGCGACGGCCAUUUUUAUGUAAAUGCACCGUUAGAAAAAGAUGCAGCUUAAUGUUUGAGAUCCAAAGGUCGUGGGUAUUUACUUUGAUUUUGCUGAGACUGAGGACAGAGUUAUUAAGACAGAUUUAUGUUGAGAUAUAAAUCUGUCUCGUUUUAACUCCGUAAGGCAAAGUCUGAGCAAACUCUUAAGUUUAGAGAAAAACAUCAAAAUCGGCAUCGAAGUCAACCUUCAAGGUAUUAUUUUAAUGGAAACAAGAAAUUUUACACUGUUGUU